Messenger RNA from Hordeum vulgare subsp. vulgare (domesticated barley), 1078 nucleotides. Its product is annotated as tRNA-specific adenosine deaminase TAD1-like. Bases 1 to 870 code for a protein of 289 amino acids. The transcript has 8 exons. NCBI's taxonomy places the organism in Eukaryota, Viridiplantae, Streptophyta, Magnoliopsida, Poales, Poaceae. Gene Ontology annotation, cellular component: elongin complex; nucleus. Gene Ontology annotation, molecular function: RNA binding; adenosine deaminase activity. The record is from RefSeq and is a predicted model, not a curated record. Gene Ontology annotation, biological process: RNA processing; transcription elongation by RNA polymerase II.
AUGGAGCCUGAAAGGAAGCCUCUGAGCUUGCUCGAGCUAUGCUUCCGGAGCGCCGUCGACAACCUCAGGUACAUGAACAGCGUGGACAACUUGGAGAUGGGCCUGCUCAAGAGAAUCCUGCCCCACUGCACCUUGGAGCAGCUGACCCACAUCGAGAGCUGUACAGAGAUGGACCUUACCGGCGUCACUGAUGUGUUGUGGAAGAGGUUCUUCCAGCGGGAAUUCGGUGAGGCUGACAUGAACGUUGCCAUCAAGAGAAUGAAGGAGAGCGGAGUGCGUUACAAGUGGAAGAAACUGUUCGAGGAAAAAACAGAAAAGCAAAAGCAAGUAGAACAAAGAAUGUCUGCGGGACUCAGAAACAAAUAUGAAGCAGCAAACGCUGGGUUUUGUAUUGAAAAUAAUGUUGUAAAAGUUCUUGGUGCUCGUUUGUUCUGUCUAUCUACAAAAUUCCCUGAACCUUUCAAACCGAAUAAGCCACUAUUUUUUGAGGCACCUAUUCCCCCUAAAGAGUUUCAACAGACUUCGGGAGAUAUACCCCCUUUGACAUGCGGGUACUCAAUAUGCUGGGAUAAAUCUGGUGUGCAUGAAGUUAUUUUAGGAACAACUGGGAGGAAACAAGGCACAUCUUCAAAGGCAGCAUCCUUACCCUCCACCGAGUCAUUGCUCUGCAAGAUAAGAUUGGCAGAGGCCUUCAUAUCACUUGAACAUCCAUUAGUCACAAAAUUCCAUCACGAGAAGAUUGCUUAUCGUGCAAUUAAGGAUAUGGCUUGUGAGUAUCAGCAGAUGCUUGAGCUUCUUAGAAAGGCCCCAUUUUUUGGCAGAUGGCGUGCUAAGCCAGGAUCCGUUGAUUCGCUUAUAGUUUUACGGUGAUGACCAGAUCUUGAGGUUCUAUGCUGCGUCGUAGAGGCUGGUUCUUGAAGUUUCUUGAUUUCACCACAAUUUUAGCAGUUUUGUGUACGAGCUCUUUCAGCUUAUUUGUACCAUGUGGGCUUCUGCACAAUACUGAAGUUUUGAACAGUGGUAGCCUGUAACAAACCUAUAAAGCCCUAUGAUGUUUGGCACCAUGAGGUGUUUAUAU